This is a messenger RNA of Nematostella vectensis (starlet sea anemone), 1373 nucleotides long. RefSeq lists its product as uncharacterized. The record is from RefSeq and is a predicted model, not a curated record. The transcript is spliced from 5 exons. Lineage: Eukaryota; Metazoa; Cnidaria; Anthozoa; Actiniaria; Edwardsiidae. Bases 134 to 1099 code for a protein of 321 amino acids.
CCUAGAGUGUGAUUUACAAUGGGCAACCAUGUUUGACAAAGACAUAAAAAGGGAUCAGCAAAGAGACGACAACAAAAUCGGGAAUUAACCAGGGCUGAAAACUAUCAUCUGAGCAAAUAACAGACACUGCAAGAUGUCAAUGGCUUUAGCGCUUGAACUUGUUAUCUGCAUAUCGAUACAUCAUAUUAUGGUUUCCGCCUCUGGUGAAUGCUACGCCACGUCUAUCGACCGUCAUCAGCUGAACGGUCACCUCCUGGACUCAUUCCCUGUAGAGCACAUGCAUUUCUGCUUUGAGCGCUGCAAGUCACGUGACAAAUGCUAUAGCAUCAAUUUCCACAAGGACAGCCUAGUUUGCGAACUGAACAACAGUACGAAGGACGUGAGUCCACGUGACUUUAAUCAAAACUUGAACACAGUCUACUUUGAGAAUAUUUACAGACCUUACGUACAAGACAUACGUGCAGGCAGCCUGUGUUUCAACGGAGGUACUUGUAAAGACGGGAGCCCUGUGUCUUGCGCAUGUCCACCAUCUUUCAAAGGACAACGCUGUGAGCUGAUUGACUUGUCGAGCAUUCAACUGACAGCGAAAUACUGCCAAUCGUACAAGACCGAUUCCAGCAGUCUUCAAGUCUCCGCAUUUCUAACUUCUUCCAGCAGCGUAUUCUGUCGCGUCUUUCCCAAGCUCGAUAGCGGCGGCAUCGGUCAGCAGUAUCGGGUCACUCUUGCCAUGCGCACAUGGCGGGCAGACUCAUCUAACAUGAUGUUUCCUUCGAUGAUGUUUAACGUGCAGGACGAAGACAACUUUGACAUGCUGUAUUUCAGGAUGGCUUAUAGUGACACGUGCGUCCAGCCCGCUUACACUCUGGGUGGCGACUUCAAAAGAGACGAGGGUAAAGCCAACUGUCUGCUAGGCCCUCCUCCUAUAAACAUGUGGUUUACCGUCACGCUUAGCGUCACACAAUCCUCUGUCACGCUCAUGGUGAAUGGCGCUUUCGCAAAAUCAUUCAAGCCUUAUUUCCCGCUAAAACGACAGAUUGGCUUUGGUGCCGCCAUUGGCUAUUUUACCAUAGUGCAGUUCAAGGACGUUAGACUGGAAUAGAAAACGUUUAUUUCGUAGAUCCACAAAGUGCUAUCACAUUCAAGAGAUCUAAAGGACGGGGGCCGAGGGGGGAGGGAAUGAACGAAAGGAAAAAAAAACAUAUACGAUAAAAAUAACUAGGAAAACAAAAUGCAGCCUAAACCAGACAAAAAGAAAAUACAAACAGAACAAAGCAUGUUAAUGAUUUGUAUUUAUGUUGUGAUUUGUAUAUUUAUGUUGAUUUAUGUAGAUUGUUCGUACAGUUAAAAUUUAAAUUAAAAUUUACUAAUUAAAA